AAUACUGAUACUUGAGAGACAAAAAAUUUAAUCUCACUCCCUCAAUGUAUAUUUCAACUCUCCUUGAUUGUGAUUGAUUAAAUGACUCUCUCACUAGAUUGUUCAUCUAAUGAUUAUAUGAAAUGGAUUAAUUAAUAACAACAUGUUUCCUUGAACAGUAAAUAAUUAGUGCUAAUCAUUAGUUAAUUAAUUACCUUUUUUCUUCACCCAAUUGGAUUGAUCAUCUUUAUAUUUUUUGCUUCUGUCAAUAGGAUUUAAAUUAUCAUGAGCUUAUUGUUGGUGAAUCAAAUUAAUCGUACUUUGUUAAUUAUUUCAAUAUCAACUACUAUUAAAUUAACUAAUUGUCUUCUAAUUGUUGCAAUCACAUUUGAUAUCAACUAAUUGUUUCCAUCUAAAUUGUCACUAAAUUGUCACUAAAUUAUUAUUAUAAUUCGGCUUGGAUUUUAUUUUUUCUUGUGUUUUCUUAAUCAUCUGUAAUUCAUUUAAAAGUUUUUAAUUGUUUCAAUGAUUUACCAUCAACUGAUUUAACUUUAUUAUCUAAUUAAUACCAGUAACAAUCAAUUAUGCACUUAAUUGCUAUAAAUAGUGUUUUUUUAAUCCAUUUGAUUAGAAUUGUUUUUUUAAUUUCUAUUCAUUUUAAUUUCAUUUCAACAGCAACAAUUGAUGAAAAUGAUUCUGAUAACAUGAAAAUCUCAACGGUUGAUUGGCACAAGAUGAUCGGUGAAAAUCGGCCUCCGACAAACGACGAUUAUCUGUUUGUAACGGACCUGGAGUUCGAAUGAAUAUCGUUUAUACGAACCCACCAAAGGCCAAUUGUGAAACUUGCGCGAUCGAAAUUAGUCUAAGAUUUUGGGCUAAUUGGAAUCGAACCAAAUUCCCGGUGAUUAAAGAGGGAACUGAACUAUUUCGAUUGGCGGUAAUGCCGUGUAAUAGAGCGAUGCCAGCGACGAAGUUCAUUCGUUUCGAUGAUUUCGACCCAUCGACCUGGAACUAUUUCGUUUACACAGCAUCGGCAAAGUCCGAGUUCAACUUUAAAUGUGAUAAAAAGGUGGACAUUGAAGUGUCCGAUAAUGAGGAUUACCAGUCAAAGAUUACGCUGGACGAUCAAUAUUUAAUUGCAAUUAAAGAUCUACACAUGAAAUAUUAUUGUUUCAUGAAAACUGCUGAACCUUUACUUUCAAAUGAAACUUGUUCAGGUGAUUUUGAUGGUCAGUCAACUGCAAGGUGUGUCGAUGUUACUUGUAAUAAAAACAAUUGUCCAGCCUCUUUCUCAGUCCAGGGUGGCUACUGGUCACCCGAUAAUCUGCCUUCUCGUACAGCAGAUUAUCAAGAUUUCUGGUAUACAAAUGAAAAUUGGAAAACACUGACCAUCACUUUAACUGAAUCUCAAGAUGAUCAAAUGACCUGUAUCAAUAUUGGCUAUUGGAUUACAGGUAAAAGUUAUUUGUCCAUUGAGAUUGGUCAGACAAUAAUUAACUUGCACAGUACCAAAAUUAGACCAAAUAUCGAGGGUCAAGUUAAUUAUAAAUGGGAAAAUAUUACUUUUUGUCCAAGUCAAUUUACUCAGAAGGAAAAUAUUACCCUAAUGGUCAAUCGAUUAUCAAACUGACCUCACAUUUAACUGGAUCAAAGGAUUUAAUUGCAGUAUCAUUGGCAUCUAAUUUUGAAAGUGAAUCUCAUCUCCGAACAAUUAACAAUUAUCUUCAUCAUUUUAGUCGCCCUGAGGCAUCAAGUGAAUGGUAUGUCCUACCGAAGGGUUUGAAAACCGACCCGGGUAGCGAUCCAGGUCAACCUUUUGCUAUUGAAUUAGCGUUACCUUCGGCCUCAUCGGGAACUGGUUACAUAUUUUCCCGUUGGUUUAAAUACAGUGCUGGACUUAAAUUUCGUGGGACACUUAAAUCGGAUGAGCUUUUUGGCCAUUUUUCAGCGAAACUUUCCCUCCACGAGUCCAACGGUAGACCCGUUUACGAAUAUAAUUUAUUUAUGCUUACAGCCGAUUCAAUGGUUAACAAAUUAAAUCAACGAUUAGGAAUCAAAUUGGAUGCGAGUAGUUCAAUUAUCACCAAUAAAAUAGCCAAAUCAACACUUUGUUUCAUCAUGAUCACAAUUAAUUACAACACCACAAAACAAUCAAAAUUGAUUCUAUCCGAUGUCGAUGUUGGUGAUGGCUGUCGGGAAAGUGAACUGGUCUGUAUGGGUCAUGGCAAAUGUAUCAAUUUGGAACCAGAUCAGUACCAAUGUUCAUGUGAUUCGGGUUGGACGGGUUCUCAUUGUGCAUCAGUCAAUUUCUGUGAAACAAUUGACCCAGAUUCUGGACUAACGGGAAAUCAAUUUUGUGAACUUUCAGAAGGAAAGUGUAACCCGAUAACUUACAGUCCAGUUUCAUUGGUUUGCGAUUGUGAUAAAAUGAGAUUUUGGACAUUAAUCAGUUCAUCAAAUUUCGUUACAACCGAUUCAAGGAACAAUAAAAGGUUAACUGUUUAUCGUAAUAGUUCAUCGGCCUUUAAGAUUGGCCAUUGCGAACCUGUGUCCAAGUGUGUCGGCAUUUCCGAUCUUUGUCCAACUGGUUAUGCCUGUGAUGAGGAAUCAUGGUCAUCCGAUAAACCUUGUCAAAUAUGCAAUCGGGCUCUGGGCUAUAUUAUGUUUGAUGGUCAGUGUGUUAAGAUUGAUGCUUGUUACAAGAAGUGUGGAAACGCAAAGUGCUCAUCAAUUGGUGUUCAAUGGUAUUGUUAUUGUGAUGAGGGUCAAGAAUUGGACGAGGAUGGUACAACCUGUAAACCAAAAAGUAAAUGCUUAGUUUGGGAUAGUCAAAAAUUAAAAUGUUCACACGAUUGUGAGAUGAUUAAUGAUGAACCAAAGUGUACUUGUUAUUCUGGUUACACUUUAAUGGACGAUGGUAAAUCUUGUAAGUCCAAUUUCAAUUGUACGAUUGAUUGUCCGGAAGGGUCAAUAUGUAAACAGGAUGGUCCAAAUGAGCCGUCAACUUGUAUCUGUCCACUUGGCUGGGAUCGAGAUGAGGUCACCUCAAAGUGUACUGAUAUUUGUAGAUUAGCUGACCAAGGAAACGAAGGCUGGAAGGAUUAUAUUCGCGAUGCCUGUGGCAAUGAUCGAUGUAAUUUAAUCAACAACGAGAUCCAAUGUAUUUGCACUCCACCAACGGUGACCAAUAAAAUGGGUCUUUGUGAAUUGGAAAAGAUUUGCUUCCCUCAUAAUCGAGGUCACUUUGAUUGUACCGGACGAAAUGCCCUUUGUGAACCUCGAUCGGACGGGGUAACGUUCACCUAUCGUUGUCUCUGUCCACCGGGUAAAGCUUUCGAGGAUGGUGUUUGUGUGGACCAGUGUGCUAGUAAGAUACACGAAUGCGCUGCAAUGAAUGCCGUUUGUCGGAUUAGCGAGGACAUUGAAUCGGAUACCCAAAUAGCGGCCUGUAAAUGUAGACCAGGUUUCGUUAUGACAAAUGGCUACUGUUAUCUGGCUCAUAAUUCAAUCAAGGCCACUUUUACUGUUAAACUGAUCGAUACCAAGAUAAGUCAUGCUGGUGCCACGAUCGAUGAUCUUUGGGAAUCGUUUUGUUCAAACAUUGGUAUUAAAUUUUUGCACGAUUGUCGGCUCUACACUCGAGGUGUCCUUUACCAAUGGUUCAAUGUUAUCAUGGAAACUCAACUUGAUCGGAUUAUCGAUCGUUAUGUUGACGCGAUUUUAGGUCCAAAUAUUAAAAAGUUUGCCGAUCAAUAUGUUGAUUCGGUUACAUUAAUCGAGUAUGAAGCAAAUUCGAACCUUCCUUCGAAAGGUUUAAAACCAAUCGAAGCAUUUAAUGCCACCACAAUUAAGAAUUUAUAUAAACGCAAUUCUUUUUACAAUAUAACCGUUUCUCUUCAAAUGAAAAGUAAGCGAAUUGGUCAAUCGUCCUUGCUACGAAUGCUUUGUGACGAUGUUUUCGACCUGGAUGAUCCUCGACAUGAUUACUGUUUAAUCCCUUCACAAACACUAAUCCAAAAAGGAACCAUAAUAGAAUCUGAUCUAAUCCCAUGUUCUGAAAAAAACAUCGACUAUUGUCCAAUGGAUACAACUUGUAUUCCCGAUAUUGACGAGACCAAAUUUCGCUGCUCAUGUAAUCCAGGUUACGAACCACAAGCGGUAAUUAAAUUGGACAUGACGAACUCACAAUUAACAAAACAAUAUUGUAUCGAUAUCGACGAGUGUAGUCUUGGUCAAACUCUUUGUCCAGGUCAUUCGCGCUGUAUCAAUACCCGAGGAUCUUAUAGAUGUGAAUGUGAAGAUGGUUGGAUUAACGAUGGAAUCCAGUGUAUAGAAUUGUGUGAAUAUCAAGAUUGUCAACAUGGUGAAUGCCAAUUAAUCAACAAUCAUACAGCAAUUUGCAGAUGUGAUUCUUGGUAUACUGGUGAUAAAUGUGAAACAAUUAACAAAAUCGCUUCUUUUUGGCGAACCAUGACAAUCGUAGUUGCGGUCAGUUUAUCGUCGAUAUUGAUCAUUUAUAUUGUGACCACUGUUACGAUUGCUCGAAGGUCAGUCAACCACCAAUCAGCGACCAUCACUUAUGAAUUAUCAAAAUCAACAGUCUUUGAAAAUGGUUACCUUAAGAAUAGGAUUGAAUUAACCGAUUCAAUGUACAUGCGGAAUAUAAGACCUUCAUCAAGGUCGAUGGCGGGACGACGUGAACCAAUAUCGUCCAAUUUUGACCUACAAUUGCGAUAGAUCACAAAGUAUUGACUCUAAUUAACUUCUAAUAUCGUCAACAAUUAACUUAAUUACCU
This is a messenger RNA of Panonychus citri (citrus red mite), 4775 nucleotides long. RefSeq names its product fibrillin-1-like. Bases 1528 to 4716 code for a protein of 1062 amino acids. The transcript has 7 exons. Gene Ontology annotation, molecular function: calcium ion binding. The record is from RefSeq and is a predicted model, not a curated record. Lineage: Eukaryota; Metazoa; Arthropoda; Arachnida; Trombidiformes; Tetranychidae.